Molecule: messenger RNA, 1023 nt
Organism: Lycium barbarum (goji berry)
Lineage: Eukaryota; Viridiplantae; Streptophyta; Magnoliopsida; Solanales; Solanaceae
Exons: 1
Coding region: 1-1023 (340 amino acids)
Source: RefSeq, a predicted model, not a curated record
AUGGCUGGAAACACCACUCAAACACAAGAAACUCCUAACAAUGGGUCUGUUGAUUCUAGCAGUCCCUAUUUUCUUCAUGCCUCAGAUUCACCUGGCAUGAAUCUUGUCAACUUCAUCUUUGAUGGUCAUUGCUAUGGUGGAUGGAGGAGAUCCAUAUUCAUUGGACUUGCAGCAAAGAACAAACUGGGGUUCAUUGAUGGAACCUGCAAAGCUCCUUCACCAGAUUCACCUAAGCACAAGCUCUGGGAUAGAUGCAACAACAUGGUGACUUCAUGGCUAUUGAACUCCCUAUCAAAGGAUAUAGCUGGGAGUGUCCUUUAUUACAAAAGUGCUAAGGAACUAUGGGAAGAUCUAGAGGAUAGGUUUGGUCAGCCAAAUGGGGCCAAACUCUAUCAGCUGCAAAAGGAACUUGUGGAUUCAACACAAGGUGCAUCAGACAUAGCAGCUUAUUACACCAAAAUAAAGAAGAUCUGGGAUGAACUAGAUACCUUGUACACCAAGAUAAGUUGUUCUUGUGCUUGCUCCUGUGAAGGAAAACAAAAAAUGCUUAAAUCAAUCCAAGAUGAGAGGUUGAUUCAAUUUUUGAUGGGUUUAAAUGAGGUUUAUGCACCUGUAAGAAGCAACAUACUCAUGAUGUCUCCUUUACCAAAUGUUAACACAGCUUAUUCUCUUCUCAUUCAAGAUGAGAAACAAAGGGAGGUUUAUGCUAACCCACGUUUCCCAGGAGCAACAUCUUCUUUUCAUGUGACUCAACAGAAGUCUAGUACAGGAAACCUUUACCAACAGAAAUCUGGUGCAGGAAAUUUCUAUCAGAAUUCCAAAGGAAAGAACAACAACUACAAUAGCAAUCUUUAUUGCUCAUAUUGUAAGAAAACAGGACACACAAUUGAAAAGUGCUACAGGCUGAUAGGAUACCCCCAAGAUUUUAAGUUUACAAAGAGUUUGAAAGCACAAAAUCCUAAUAGAGUUGCUAACAGUGUAUCAACAGGUUUUCAACCUGUGUUCUCAGGUCAUGGACAUUAG